This is a messenger RNA of Myodes glareolus (Bank vole), 2707 nucleotides long. The record is from RefSeq and is a predicted model, not a curated record. Lineage: Eukaryota; Metazoa; Chordata; Mammalia; Rodentia; Cricetidae.
AUGUGGUUAGAGGUCAUCCCACCUCUGUCACCAGGAACAACCCUUGAUGUCCCCUCUGUUCCCAUUUCAGCUCCAAACCCGGUCAGAAACCUGAGUGUGGAAACUCAGACCAACAGCUCCAUCACCCUGAGCUGGGAUGAACCAGAUGGUCAUGACCCAGUUGACCUGACCUACUGGGUCCAGUGGCCUGGAGAUGAUGGCAACUAUAAAAAUAAAAGCACAGCAAACACCAGUGUCAUGGUGGAUGGCCUUGCUCCUGCUUCUACAUAUGAAUUUUCCGUGCGGGUUGAAAAAGAUGGAAUCAGAAGCACCACGGUGACCCUCAAGGCCUCCACAGCUCCAAAUCCAGUAAGAAACCUGAGUGUGAAAACUCAGACCAACAGCUCCAUCACCCUGAGUUGGAACACACCAGAAGGUCAUGACACAGUUAACCUGACCUACUGGGUCCAGUGGUCUGGAGAUGAUGUCACAGAUGUAACUAAUAGCACAGCAGACACCAGUGUCGUGGUGGAUGACCUUAAACCUGCUUCUACAUAUGAAUUUUCCGUGUGGGUAGAAAAAGAUGGAAUCAGAAGCACCACGGUGACCCUCAAGGCCUCCACAGUCCCUAAUGCUGUGAUGAGUCUCAGGAUCCAGAACCAGACUGACAGAUCCAUCACCUUGAGCUGGACAGCACCAAUGGGUUCCCGUGAUCCCAGCUACACCUACUGGAUCUCAUGGACUUUGGAGAACAAUUCUGUCACCGGAGUAGAACACACCAAUGACACUAAUAUCACAUUAGAGACCCUGGAACCUGGGAGCUGGUACAACUUCACUGUCUGGGCUGAGAGGAACAAAGUCGGAGGUUAUCACAGUAGUGUUCGUGGACCUACUGUCCCAGCUGCUGUCAGCAACCCCUCCUGUGUCAGCACCUCUGGGGGCUACGGGGUCAUUCUGACCUGGUCCUGCCCAUCUGGAGGUUAUGACACCUUUAAGGUGGAAGUGGGCGGACAACAGAAAAACCUGUCUUUCUGUGGGAAGGGCAUGUCUGUGUCAGAUCUUGGGCCAGCUCAGUCUUACACGGCCACCAUCACAACUGUUUUGGAUAUUUUGAAGGCCUCACCCGUCUCUGUGACCUGCCACACAGAGAGUGUAGGGGUCAUUGUGGGAGCCAUCGUGGGCAUCCUCUUGCUUUUCAUCCUUGUGGGCCUCCUGAUUUUCUUCUUGAAGAGAAGAAGAAAGAAGAGCCAGCAGAAGGAAACGCCCAAGGAUCUGGUGUUCAGCGUCCCAGGGGAUAUCCUAGUCAAAGACUUUGCUGACCACGUCAGGGUGAUGGAGAAGGACAGCAACUAUGGAUUUGCUGAGGAGUAUCAGCAAUUGGCUCUGGAGGGCCAAGGCCAGGCUCAGACGACAGCAUUGGCUCCAGAGAACACAUCCAAGAACCGCUUCAGGAAUGUACUGCCCUAUGAUUGGUCUCGGGUGCCCCUGAAGCCCCUUCAUGAUGAACCAGGCUCUGACUAUAUCAACGCCAGCUUCAUGCCUGGUCUCUGGAGCGCCAAGGAAUUUAUUGCAACCCAGGGUCCCCUGCCUCACACUGUGGGUGAUUUCUGGCGUCUGGUGUGGGAACAGAAGAGCCACACCCUGGUCAUGCUGACCAACUGCAUGGAGUCUGGACGGGUGAAGUGCGAGCAUUACUGGCCUCUGGAUGCUCAGCCCUGCACGCAUGGGCAGUUGCAAGUGACACUGAUGAGUGAGGAGGUGAAAGAGAACUGGACAGUGAGGGAUCUUCAGCUCUUCCAUGUGGGAGAGCAGCAGACUCACUCUGUGCGCCAAUUCCACUUCCUGGCCUGGCCAGAUCAUGGAGUUCCUUACUCCCCAGACUCUUUGCUGGAUUUCCAAAAGGUGCUGCGGGAGUGGGUGGACCAGAGCAUGGAUGGGGGUCCUCCCAUUGUGCAUUGCAGCGCUGGUGUGGGCCGGACGGGCACCCUCAUUGCAUUGGACGUCCUACUCCGACAGCUGGAGUGUGAGGGGCUGGUGGGUCCCUUCAGCUUCGUGAAGAAGAUGAGAGAGAGCCGGCCAUUGAUGGUGCAGACAGAGGCCCAGUACAUAUUCCUCCACCAAUGCAUCUUGAGGUUCCUCCAGAAGUCAGCCCUCAUCCUAAAGGAAUCAGUCUAUGAGAAUGUGCCAAACUUCGUUUACGAGAAUGUAGCUGCCAUCAGAGCCCAUGAGUCUGAGGUCUCAGCUACUGGGUGCUGAGCCUACACACAGAAAUAAUCAGGCUGGAUAUGGACCCCUUCUGAAGCCCAGAAUUCUGAACCUCCAAGAGAAGUGAGGUUUGGAGUCUCAGCCUCCCCAGCCCAUUGGAAAGCUAUCUCCUGUUGUCCACGGACAGGAUGGGACUGCUAUACUUCUAAUAUGAACCUUGUGGGAGCUGGGAGCCUAAGGACAGGGGCAACAAGGGGAUUUCCUGUUCUUUGAGUGGAGGUGGCUGUGACUGGGGCAUGCAGGGUCUCAAAGAAAUGGACUGGAGCCUGGAUUUAGAAGAAAGAAUCAGGAUCUGGAAUUCUGCUACCUGGUGAACAAGGGCGGGCAGGCACCUGCCCCUCCCCCGAUUAUUUCAGAAAAUCAGUCUCCUUGAAUCAGAGGCUGAAGGGAGUCCCUUUGCUUGUGGUCUCCGUGCAACCUGUGCCUGCACAUUCUUUCCGUUCAUAUAAUUUAUUGAACUAUU